AUGAUACCAUCACGCUAUUUGACUACUUGCGAUGAUGAUAAUUCACGUGUGGCCAUGAUACUUGGUGGUGAUCAACGUCCUCUACGCGGAGAGUCUACGAUACUGUUGGCUCCAAAAAUAAAGCUCAGCAGUGGUUAUGAAAUGCCCGUUUUAGGAUUUGGGACUAUAUAUUUUCAGUUGCGCGGUUUCCAAUGCACAUCAGCGGUACAUUGUGCAGUAGAAACUGGAUUUCGUCACUUUGACACUGCAUACUACUAUGAAAAUGAAAAAGAUGUAGGCGAAGCUCUUCGUACGCAAAUUAAAAUGGGAAACAUAUCUAGAGAGAAUAUAUUUUUAACUACGAAGUUGUGGAACACUCACCAUGAUCCUCGUGAUGUGCGUCGUAUAUGUGAGCAGCAACUGAAGCUGCUAGGAUUUACCUAUAUCGACCUUUACUUGCUGCAUUUUCCCGUUGGCUACAAACAUAUGUGUGAUGAGAUUCUCAAGCCAAUGUCGGACGGUAAAUUGCAGACAACCGACGUUGAUUAUAUAGACACCUGGAACGCUAUGGAGGAACUCGUAAAACUAGGCAUGGUUCGCAGCAUUGGCUUAUCGAACUUUAAUAUGGAACAGGUGCAACGGGUCAUUCAAUGUAGUUCCUCAAAACCAGUGGUAAACCAAGUUGAGGUCUGGCCGGGUUUUUUGCAAAAAGAUUUGGUUGACUACUGUCGCUACAAUGGCAUUGUUGUAACUGCGUAUUCACCUUUUGGUCAGCCAAAUAGAGAAAAUCAUAGCCCAACAUAUUUCUUUUCGGAGGGCAUGAAGAGAUUAGUUAAGAAAUAUAAAAAAACAUCUGGUCAAAUAGUCCUGCGCUUUUUGGUGGACUAUGGAGUCGUGCCUAUACCCAAGGCGGCUAAUCCUUUGCAUAUAAGUCAAAAUUUAAAUAUAUUCGACUUUAAGCUGGACGAUUCAGAUACCCGCGCAUUACUUGGAAUAAAGCCAAAGAAACGAAUUGUAAAGUAUGAUAUAGUAAAAGAACACCCAUUUUACCCUUUCGAACGCGAUGAAGAAAGCCAGUAUCAAGAUGUCAAUAACCUUCAAAAUGUACCAUUGGCACGGGAGCAACGUGAAUCUACACUUAAUGACGAUGAUCAACGUGGGGAAUAGAAUUGGUAUCACAAAUUAUUUGAUUAAAAGUAAAAUGUUAUACAAUUAAAAUUUAUUUAAGCUUCUUUUCAAA
Molecule: messenger RNA, 1219 nt
Organism: Drosophila persimilis
Lineage: Eukaryota; Metazoa; Arthropoda; Insecta; Diptera; Drosophilidae
Gene: ARY
Product: 1,5-anhydro-D-fructose reductase
Exons: 5
Coding region: 1-1146 (381 amino acids)
Cellular component (GO): cytosol
Molecular function (GO): aldose reductase (NADPH) activity
Source: RefSeq, a predicted model, not a curated record